Messenger RNA from Mus musculus (house mouse), 2555 nucleotides. It is a transcript of the gene Snx22, whose product is annotated as sorting nexin 22. Gene Ontology annotation, cellular component: cytoplasmic vesicle membrane. NCBI's taxonomy places the organism in Eukaryota, Metazoa, Chordata, Mammalia, Rodentia, Muridae. The coding region runs from base 52 to 630 and encodes 192 amino acids. Gene Ontology annotation, molecular function: phosphatidylinositol binding. The transcript has 7 exons. The record is from RefSeq and is marked validated.
GGGUGCCCAAGCGCUCGAUCCGGGAGAGGCUGCAGCCGGGUCGGGGCGCGGAUGCUGGAAGUUCACAUUCCCUCGGUGGGGCCCGAGGCCGAAGGGCCCAGGCAGAGUCCAGAGAAAGGCCACAUGGUGUUCCAAGUGGAGGUGCUGUACAGCGGACGCAGACACACCGUGCCGCGGCGCUACAGCGAGUUCCACGCUCUACACAAGCGGAUCAAGAAACGGUACAAAGUGCCUGACUUUCCCUCAAAACGCCUGCCCAACUGGAGGACCAGAGGACUGGAACAGCGCCGGCAGGGAUUAGAGACCUACAUCCAGGGCAUCCUGUACCUGAAUCAGGAUGUGCCCAAGGAGUUACUGGAAUUCUUGAGACUUAGACAUUUCCCUACAGACUCCAAGACCAGCAGCUGGAGCACCCUGGGGGAAUUCCUGCCUAGUGACACCAGCUCCCAGCUGCACCACCGGCCGGUCAUUGGCUUCUGUAUGGAUCCCUACGUUUGCACCCCUUCCCCAGAACCUCUCCCAGAAGUGGUGGUGGACGGCGUGCUCCAGGGUCUUUAUGGCUUCAGCACCAGCCCGGUACCAGCCCAGCCAGAGGCUAACUGUCAUCCUGCUCCAUCACUAGUGCCCUGACUAGCCCAGGCAUUGGGCCACCUUUCAGGACAGCUAUGUGCCUCAGUCUCAGGAAAAUGGGUCUUCCCUUGGACUAGACUCAGGUGUAACUGGCUGAGGCUCAGAUGUGCCCAUCCCCACUCAAAGCUCUGAGCCUGGUUUGCACUGACAGCUGUAGCUGGUAGAACUCAAGACUCUUAAAAGCCCAGGGGUCGUGGCGAAGUCAAGAUAAAGAGAAAGGUGUGAGGUAAUUUCAGAGGUAGGCUGAGAAGAGUCAGGUGUAUUUUCUAGCCCAGCCUGACAGGUGUAAGCUUAAGAUGAGGCACAGGAGCUAGCUAGAAAGUCUCUGCCUGGUGAGUGGGUGGGUUGCACUAGUACAGGCUAAGGCAGGAACCCGGGGGAGGAGCAUGCGUCCAUCAGCACAGAAGAGUCCCACACAGGGACACACACUCAGGACAGGUGUUAUAUACACCCCCAAACACAGCCCACACCCAAGCUAUAAAAAAAACCCACUUUAUUGAUCAGCAUUGGUAGUUUUUUAUAAAAAUCAGGCCUGUGGAAUGUGAGGGGUGUGGUCACCCCAUCAGAUGGAAGCACUAGGGCCAGGGUGGCACAGAACCUUGUGACUGGCUACCUUCGUCUGUGUGGGGAUUGACAGGACCCACACAGACAGCUGCUUAGAGGGAUGAGGUCCCCCAGGCUCUCUACUCCUUGGCAAUGGCGAAGGGUUUCUCCACUUCGAUCUUGCCGGAGUCGACAAUGAUGACAUCCUUCAGUGGCUUGUCCCGGCUGUCUGUCUUGGUGCUCUCCACCUUCCGUACCACAUCCUAGACAGGAAAGGCAGGAGAGGAGAGGUUGAGCGGGGGUCAAGAGGCACACUCCUGGGAGAGAGCCCCACAUAGGUGAACACAGAACACGAUGCUGGACAGCUGAUCCAACGCUGCUCAGACGUGAUUCCGAACACCCCUGACUCCAUGAGUGACCAAACAGGACCCCGCAGCCGGACAAACUCAGCCAGGUCUUCUGGAUGGGUUGUCUGGGGCCUAGGACUUAGAGCCUUGGGGGCACGGAGCUCCGAUUGUGGUGCUGGGGAUUAACUCAGGGCCGCAAGCAUUCCAGGUUAAGCCUCUCACAGAGCCAACCACACGGGCACUCUCAAACGUGGUCCCAGGUUGUCCAGCCUAGACUCUGACUCCCGAGUUCAAGUGAUCCCCUAGCCUCAGCCUCCUGAAAGCUAGGACCAUAGGCAUGUGCGAGGCACCUGGCCAGGCUGUUUAUUCUUGACACUCCCCACCUCCAUGCCAGGUUAGGAAGAACCAGUGCCCCUGACCUGUCUGUAUCUGUGGCUUAGGCGCCUUUGGGGAAAAGAUUUCCUACUUGAAGCCCUUGCCCGUUCCAGCUGGAUCCUUGGUGAGGACUACCGAGGUUUAACCUCCACAUUUUAACUUACCAUGCCCUCUAGAACUUUGCCGAAAACCACAUGCUUGCCAUCCAGCCAGGAGGUCUUGACUGUGGUUAUGAAGAACUGUGAGCCAUUGGUGUCUUUGCCUGCAUUGGCCAUGCUCACCCAGCCAGGCCCGUAGUGCUUCAGCUUGAAGUUCUCAUCUGGGAAGCGCUCACCAUAGAUGCUCUUUCCUAGGAAGAGGCAGAGCAGGUCAGGGAGGGGGGGCUGACCCCAAACAGCAGGUGCCUGGGCGAGGAUCUGUCCUUGUUAGGCUAGGCUUUGGUGGCAAACAAGGACAGAUGUCUUCUGUCUUCUACCCAAGCUGUCAGGACCAAGACCACCUAGGGUGUGAGGCCAGGCUGGGGGCGUGGGUGUAGAAUCCUUCAGAAAAGGGCUGCUGUAACCUUCCCAGGGUUACAAAACAGGUGCAGCUUCGGGGGGAGGGGGGAGUUAGAACUCCUAUUUGUUUUUACCAAGGAACAUAAAAUAAAAGAUGCCCAUG